Fonsecaea multimorphosa CBS 102226 is the source of this 672-nucleotide messenger RNA. RefSeq lists its product as uncharacterized. Bases 1 to 672 code for a protein of 223 amino acids. The transcript has a single exon. The record is from RefSeq and is a predicted model, not a curated record. Lineage: Eukaryota; Fungi; Ascomycota; Eurotiomycetes; Chaetothyriales; Herpotrichiellaceae.
AUGUCCGACGCAGCAACUAGAGCAGCUGAGACUCUCCGUUCAAAGCAGAAGCCUCUAAAAGACAAGUACCGAUCUGACCCUUCUUCCGCUCUCGUUACCCUGUCCUCCAGCGGCACUCUCGACCCUACCUCAUCCAGCCUCACAUGCUCCCUUUCAACGAGCACAGCUGCGCGGAAAGUGGCCGGGCUCCAUCGAGCCGCAGGUGGAGAAGGGUUCGAUGCUUGCGGUGAGUUGUGCUCGGGGGACAUGCUGCUCGAAUCAUUGGUGGCUUGCUUUGGUGUCACCGUUCGCGCCGUGGCCACGAGUCUAGGGAUUCCCAUCAAUAAUGGAACAAUCACAGCAGAAGGAGACCUGGACUUUCGCGGGACAAUGGGUAUCAAAGAUCCCGAGGGCAAUGCUGUGCCAGUGGGAUUUACCAAGAUCAGGCUCAUCGUGCGGGUCGAUGUCGACGAAGAGCACAAGUCAAAGGUGGACAAGCUGGUCGAGCUGAGUGAGAGGUACUGCGUGGUUCUGCAAACGUUAAGAGGAGGCGUCAAGGUCGAAACCCAGCUAGGGCACGUAGGCAACGUGGUUCCUAGUGCACGAAGGGAUGGAGAUGAAGCGGUCAACCAAGGCAAGGGGGAAGGCAUGUCGGACAUUCCGCCCAAUGAAGAUGUACUCAAGGUGAACUGA